UAGAUGGGUAUAGACCGUAGAGUUAUACAACUCCCCGCCGGUACCCCAACCCUAGACUUUAGAAUCUCUCAGCUUCCCUCACUCGAAGUACUUGUUUAGACAUUGACGAAGCUCGUUCCAGGAAUUUGGACAUUAUGGGGGAAAGUAACACACCAACGAGUGAUCAAAAGGACCUAAACCCUGAUGAUAAUCCUGAAAAUAAGACAGCUGAUACUAGCAUUGAAGCGAUAACUAGGAGGGUUCAAGAGUCCCUUGCUAUCGAAAACCGGCACAAGUUUUGGGAAACACAGCCUGUUGGGCAGUUUAAGGAUAUCGGAGAUUCAAGUUUACCCGAAGGUCCUAUCGAGCAGCCGACAGCUUUGUCGGAAGUUAAGCAAGAACCCUAUAACUUGCCCGCGCCUUAUGAGUGGAUAUCUUGUGAUUUGGACACUGAGGAAAUGUGCCUUGAGGUCUACAACCUUCUGACUAACAACUAUGUUGAGGAUGAUGAAAACAUGUUUCGGUUCAACUAUUCUAAGGAGUUCCUUCAGUGGGCACUUCGGCCACCUGGGUAUUACAAGAGUUGGCAUAUUGGGGUGCGGGUUAAGAGCUCAAAGAAGCUGGUUGCUUUUAUUACGGGUGUGCCAGCUAGGAUACGGGUUCGUGAUGAUGUUGUUACCAUGGCUGAGGUUAACUUCCUGUGUGUGCAUAAGAAGCUUAGGUCGAAAAGGCUUGCACCUGUCAUGAUCAAAGAAGUUACUAGAAGGGUGCAUCUGGAAAAUAUAUGGCAGGCUGCUUAUACUGCUGGUGUAGUUAUUCCUACACCCAUUGCAACCUGUCAAUAUUGGCACAGGUCUCUUAACCCAAGGAAGUUGAUUGAUGUUGGAUUUUCAAGGCUUGGCCCGAGAAUGACAAUGAGCCGUACCAUAAAGCUCUAUAAGCUACCAGAUUCUACAGUUACUCCUGGUUUCAGGCAGAUGGAGCUCCGUGAUGUUCCUGCAGUUACCCGUCUGCUGAAGGGUUAUUUAAGUCAGUUUGCUGUGGCACCUGACUUUGAUGAAAAUGACGUUGAGCAUUGGCUUCUUCCUAAAGAAAAUGUAGUUGAUGGUUAUGUUGUUGAAAGUCCCUUGACCCAUGAGAUUACUGAUUUUUGCAGCUUUUAUACGCUUCCUUCUACUAUUCUUGGCAACCCAAAUUACUCAACUCUGAAGGCUGCUUAUUCUUAUUACAACGUCGCUAACAAAACUCCAUUGAUUCAGUUGAUGAAUGAUGCUCUUAUUAUAGCAAAGAUUAAGGACUAUGAUGUUUUUAAUGCCUUGGAUGUUAUGGAGAAUGAAUCAUUCCUCAAGGAGCUGAAAUUUGGGCCUGGAGAUGGAAAGCUGCAUUACUAUCUUUACAACUAUCGUUUAAAGCAUCCCAUAAAGCCUUCGGAACUUGGACUUGUACUCUUGUAGUUCGAGUUUCCUGACUAUAUUUGAGUUGACUUUCAAGAUAUCUGUGGUACGAAGGGAACUUAUUUUGCGAGUUGUAACGGGUAUGGACAACUUUUGACUAUUUUUCCUGGUCAAGUUGCUCAGAAUUGUUCUAUGUUGUGAGCUUGUAGUACUACACUACUAGCUGUUAAGUUAAUACUGAAUUAUUAGUUCGAUGUUGUAAAACAGUCAAGGUGGCAUUUGAUCGUAACAAAAGACGGUCCCUCUUGUUUAGUGUUUUUCCCACAAAAGGCUCCAACUUCCGGCGAAAUACAGAUUACUAUUUUCUCUA
Messenger RNA from Beta vulgaris subsp. vulgaris (sugar beet), 1743 nucleotides. Its product is annotated as glycylpeptide N-tetradecanoyltransferase 1. Gene Ontology annotation, biological process: N-terminal peptidyl-glycine N-myristoylation. Gene Ontology annotation, cellular component: cytoplasm. Bases 135 to 1433 code for a protein of 432 amino acids. NCBI's taxonomy places the organism in Eukaryota, Viridiplantae, Streptophyta, Magnoliopsida, Caryophyllales, Amaranthaceae. The transcript has 3 exons. Gene Ontology annotation, molecular function: glycylpeptide N-tetradecanoyltransferase activity. The record is from RefSeq and is a predicted model, not a curated record.